Stegostoma tigrinum is the source of this 933-nucleotide messenger RNA. Its product is annotated as cathepsin F-like. The record is from RefSeq and is a predicted model, not a curated record. Bases 4 to 933 code for a protein of 309 amino acids. Gene Ontology annotation, molecular function: cysteine-type endopeptidase activity. Lineage: Eukaryota; Metazoa; Chordata; Chondrichthyes; Orectolobiformes; Stegostomatidae. Gene Ontology annotation, cellular component: lysosome. The transcript has 10 exons.
ACGAUGGAGAAAUUCUAUACCCUGGGCUUCUUGGUGCUCUCCUUCAGCCUGAGCACCAAGGGGCAUCCCCACAGCAAAUGGCACCCCAACACUGAGGCCGUCGACAGGGAGGAGAUGCUGGCCUUGUUCCGGGAUUACAUGCAAACCUACAACAGGACCUACAAGGAUCGGGAAGAAGCACUCCAUCGGUUCAAGGUCUUCGUGGAGAAUGUAAAGAAGGCGAAGAGGCUGCAAGGAGAGGAGAGGGGGACGGCACAGUAUGGAGUCACCAAAUGGAGUGACCUCUCAGAGGAUGAACUCGACAGCGGAAUCUUCAAGCCAGACUGCCAGAGCUGUUGCCAGGAGGUGCACCUCGACGAUCGGGUGCAGAACCUUCCGGAGAGCCAGGACUGGAGGAAGAAAGACUCCGUUACUCCCAUUAAGAACCAGGGGGAGUCCUGCAAAGCAUGCUGGGCAUUUGCGACCGUCGCCAACAUCGAGUCCCAGUGGGCCAUCAAGAACAAAGAGCUAAUCUCACUCUCAGAUCAAGAAGUCUUGGACUGUACAAACGCUGGCAACUGUUCCGAAGGUUAUAUUCCCAAAGCCUUCUGCAACAUCAUUAAUAUCGGCCUGAUGAAAGAGACCAGCUACAGGUACAGUGCCUGCAGAAACACCUGCCGACUGAAGGAGAACCAGACCGUGGUGAAGAUCACAGCUUGCCUCAGGCUGAACGGCAGUGAGGAUGGGAUGAAACAGUACGUGGCUUUGAAUGGAACCAUCACUACCCUGGUGUAUUUGGAGGGUUUACAGCAUUACAAACGGGGCAUCCUGAGGAGCGCAUGUCGCAAGAUAUCAAGUCGCUACCAUGCGUUGCUCAUUAUUGGGUUUGGUGUAGGUAUGUAUCUGGGUACUCCGUCUCUGCCAACUCUGCUCCCGCGCCCAAAGGUAUCAUAA